AUGGAAGAUGAAAAAAAUGAUUAUAACCCAGAAGAAGAAGUAACUACAGGAAACUGGAAUACUCCAAAAAUCGAAUUGAAAGAAGUUGAAAUAAAAACAGGAGAAGAAGAUGAAAGUUUAUUUUGGUCAGGACGAUCGAAAUUGUAUAGAUGGGUAGAGGGGGAAUGGAAAGAAAGAGGAUUAGGAGAAUCUAAAUUAUUAUUACAUAAAAAAAAUGGAACAAUCAGAUUUUUGUUAAGACAAGAAAAAACUUUAAAAGUUGUUGCAAACCAUUAUAUAUACCCUAACAAAUCAUAUUGUAAACUUGUACCAAAUGCCGGAAGUGAAAAAAUAUAUGCAUGGACUGUUAAAGAUUUUGCUGAAGAGCCAAAAAUCGAACAAUUCGCUUUAAAAUUUAAUACAGCAGAGGCUGCAAAAUUAUUUAAGCAAAAAUUUGAUGAGGCUGGUAAAAUUAACCUCAAGUUACUUGACGACAAAUGCGAGUUGAAAACUGAGAAAGUGGAAGAAAAGGAAAAAGAAAAAGAAGAAAAAGAAGAAAAAGAGAAAAAGGAAGAAAAUGACGAAAAAGAGAAAAAGGAAGAAAAGGAAGAAAAAGAAGAAAAAGAAGAAAAAGAGGAUAAGCCUGAUAAGGAGAAAAAGGAAGAGAAAGAGGAGAAAGAAAAAAAAGAAGAUAAGGAAGAAGAUAAAAAAGAAGAUAAGGAAGAAAAUAAGAAAGAAGAUAAGGAAGAAGAUAAGAAAGAAGAUAAGGAAGAAGAUAAGGAAGAAAAGGAUAAAGAGGAAAAUAUUAAAAGAGAAGAUUAA
Molecule: messenger RNA, 801 nt
Organism: Plasmodium berghei ANKA
Lineage: Eukaryota; Apicomplexa; Aconoidasida; Haemosporida; Plasmodiidae
Product: ran-specific GTPase-activating protein 1, putative
Exons: 2
Coding region: 1-801 (266 amino acids)
Biological process (GO): intracellular transport
Cellular component (GO): cytoplasm; nuclear pore
Molecular function (GO): GTPase activator activity
Source: RefSeq, a predicted model, not a curated record